CAAAAGUUAAAAAUCUUAGUAUAAAAGAAAUGGCAUAGUUGGCAGAACUUGAACGUAGAGGGGAAGAGAGAAUGGACAGUAGUACAGACUCUACCAUGGCUGCAGGAGUCUUGCCUCAAAAUGAACCACCAUAUUCCAGUUUGGUGAAUAACAGUGGGUAUGCUGCAAAUAUGAAAGGUUCUGAGCUGCAAGCCGUGCUGAUUUUGCUUUUGCGUUGCUGGUCUUGCUGCUAUCACCAGCAGUUAGCCGAGGAAGACCUUGGGGUCACUGAUAACAUCCUGGCCAUGGCUCGGCCAUCCUCUGAGCUCCUUGAGAGAUACCACCUUAUCGAGCAGUUCCUCAGCCAUGGCAUAAAAACAAUAAUCAACCUGCAGCGCCCUGGUGAGCAUGCUAGCUGUGGGAACCCUCUGGAACAAGAAAGUGGCUUCACUUACCUUCCUGAAGCUUUCAUGGAGGCUGGCAUUUAUUUCUACAAUUUUGGAUGGAAGGAUUACGGUGUAGCAUCUCUUACCACCCUCUUAGAUAUGGUUAAGGUGAUGACAUUUGCCUUACAAGAAGGAAAAGUAGCUGUUCAUUGCCAUGCAGGACUUGGCCGAACAGGUGUUUUAAUAGCAUGUUAUUUAGUUUUUGCAACGAGAAUGACUGCUGACCAAGCAAUUAUAUUUGUGCGGGCAAAGCGACCCAAUUCCAUACAAACCAGAGGACAGCUACUCUGUGUAAGAGAAUUUACUCAGUUUCUCACUCCUCUUCGCAAUAUAUUCUCUUGCUGUGAUCCCAAAGCACAUGCUGUCACCUUAGCUCAAUAUCUAAUUCGCCAGCGUCAUCUGCUCCAUGGUUCUGAGGCCCGACUUCUGAAACACGUGCCAAAAAUUAUCCACCUAGUUUGCAAAUUACUGCUGGACUUAGCUGAAAACAGGCCAGUGGUGAUGAAGGACAUGUUCGAAGGAUCUAGUCUCUCUGCUGAAAUUGAAAAAACCGUGUCUGAGAUGGUCACAAUGCGGCUGGAUAAAGAGUUACUGAGGCAUGACAGUGACACGUCUGACCCAUUUAACCCUACUGUAUUGGUGGCAGAUUUUGAGAAUCUUUCUAAUGAGCAAGAGUUUGACCCCCUUUGGAAGAGGCGGAACAUUGAGUGCCUUCAACCCCUGACUCAUCCGAAAAGGCUGCUCAGCUAUAGUGACUCAGAUUUAAAGAAGGCUGAGUCACUCCUGGACCAAGGGGAGACUCCGUGGACAAUGCCUGCCCAGGUCUUGCUUUGCCAUAACCUCAGGCAGCAGAGGCCCAUAAGCCAUUGUGAUGUCCCACAGCCUCCAGAGCUAGAUUUACAUAAGGAAGCAUUGGUUCGAAGCACGUUUUCUUUCUGGAGUCAGUCUAAGCUUGGAGGCUUGGAAGGACUCAAAGAUGCUGGGCCACCACUUUUCCACACGAGGAAUAUUCCAAAGGAAAUACAGCAAAGUAGAACCUUCUCUGUGGGUGUUUCGGGUUCACACAACCCUGGGGAACCAGUUACACCCAACUCUGCAAAUGUCUGUAAGGAUCCAAACCCUUCUCGCCAGCAAGUAGCCCACUGUCACUGUGAAACUCAUGGUGGUUGGGGCCCAGGCUCUUUAGAGGAGGACAUUGGGACUCACCACAGCCCUCUGGACUGCAGCUCCAGUCUCAAAGCACAGUUCUUGGUUGGACCCGAAACCCAGGACAGCAAAGUUCUGUCUGAAGCAGCACCACACCCUGCUUUGCAAUCUGAAUUGAGUGUCGAAGCAAGGAGAAUACUGGCAGCCAAAGCCCUGGCAAAUUUAAAUGAAUUUGGAGAAAAGGAGGAAGUGAAAAGGAAGGUAGAAAUGUGGCAGAAAGAACUAAAUUCCCGAGAUGGAGCUUGGGAAAGAAUAUGUGGUGAAAGGGACCCUUUCAUCCUGUGCAGUCUGAUGUGGUCUUGGGUGGAGCAACUGAAGGAGCCCAUAAUCACCAAAGAGGAUGUGGACAUGUUGGUUGACAGACAAGUGGAAGCCGCAGAAGCGCUGUUUUUAUUAGAGAAGGGACAACACCAGACUAUUCUUUGUGUGCUGCAUUGCAUAGUGAACCUGCAGAAGAUUCCCAUGGAUGUAGAGGAAGCUUUUCUUGCCCAUGCCAUUAAAUCUUUCACUAAGGUUAAUUUUGAUUCUGAAAAUGGACCAAUAGUAUACAACACCCUGAAGAAAAUAUUUAAGCACACGCUGGAAGAAAAAAGAAAAAUGGCAAAAGAUGGCCCUAAGCCUGGCCUCUAGUGAAGCUUACUUUCCCCCUAUGAUGGAUAUUUCAAUAAGACCUAAAGACCCAGACAACAUUUCUGUUCAUAUGUGAAGGAGUCGAAGUUUGUGGAGUUACUUUUUCUCAUUGUACUUUUUUUUAAUGCUGUUAGUUUGUGCUGAGGAUGAUCCUUCCUGUUUGGAGCAAUUAUUUAUUUUAAAAUAUCCUUGAGCUACAUUUUUGUUUUGAAAAAUU
Messenger RNA from Galeopterus variegatus (Sunda flying lemur), 2478 nucleotides. RefSeq names its product protein tyrosine phosphatase domain containing 1 (gene PTPDC1). Gene Ontology annotation, molecular function: protein tyrosine/serine/threonine phosphatase activity. NCBI's taxonomy places the organism in Eukaryota, Metazoa, Chordata, Mammalia, Dermoptera, Cynocephalidae. The transcript is spliced from 10 exons. Gene Ontology annotation, biological process: protein dephosphorylation; cilium assembly. The record is from RefSeq and is a predicted model, not a curated record. The coding region runs from base 72 to 2261 and encodes 729 amino acids.